Nicotiana tabacum (common tobacco) is the source of this 943-nucleotide messenger RNA. RefSeq lists its product as uncharacterized. NCBI's taxonomy places the organism in Eukaryota, Viridiplantae, Streptophyta, Magnoliopsida, Solanales, Solanaceae. The record is from RefSeq and is a predicted model, not a curated record.
UCAAGAAACCCCUUCAUUCUCUUUCAUGUUAGAAACACAAUUCCCAACCUUCAUUCUUCUUCCAACAUUACACAAAGCCUAACAAAAUCAUCCACAAAAAAAGAAAGAAUCUUAAAAGAAGGAGCGAGAGAAAAAAGAAGGAAGAAAAUGGCCUCAUACAUGAUUCUUUUCUUUGCUUGCACCCUUUUCCUCCAAGGUGCAUUAGGGGAAAUCAUCUGUGAAAACUUGCCAAAAAAUGUUUGUUCUUUUUCAAUCGCAUCAUCUGGGAAGAGAUGUUUGUUGGAAAAUUCAGCUAACAACGACGGAAAAAUGGAGUACCAAUGCAAGACAUCAGAGGUUGUAGUUGGAAACAUGGCAGAAUACAUUGAAACAGAUGAAUGUGUAAAUGCAUGUGGUGUUGAUAGGAACUCAGUGGGGAUUUCUUCAGAUUCUUUGCUUGAACCUCAUUUCACUGCAAAACUUUGUUCUCCUCCUUGUUAUCAGAAUUGCCCUAACGUUGUUGAUCUUUACUUCAAUUUGGCUGCAGGAGAAGGAGUAUAUUUGCCAGAAUUAUGCAACAAGCAAAGGAGCAGCCCACACCGUGCCAUGAUUGAACUAUUAAGCAGUGGAGCUGCAAUUGAUGCCCCUGCCCCUAUUGCUUCUGAAGAUGAAAUUGUUGUUGAUGCUCCUCAAAUUUCCCCUUCUUCUUUCUAAUUUAUAUGCAUAAACCCUCUACCUAUUAUUCUAAGUUAUUUUACAUGCAAAGGAAAUGCGAAACAAGUGCUUUAUUAUUUGUUACUAUUGUAAUAGUUAUUGGAGUAUAGUGAGCGAGCGAGAGAGGGAGAGAUAGGAUUUUGAGUUUAUUCUUGAUUUUCUUAUAUAGGGUUUAUAGGAAAUUGUUGCGAGAAAAUCUGUUCACCAGUUUUUCUUCGGCUGAGACUUCAAUAAAGAUAAUCUUUAUUUA